AUGACUGAAGAGAAACAAUUGAAAGAGUGGGAAGAGAGGCAAAGACAAGAAAGUUUAUCCACCACUAUGCAGAUGAUUUGGCAGAUGAUCAAGGAUGAUCUCCAGAAAGUACAAAAGAGAGACAAAAGACGAAGGUUGGCGCAAAUUGCGGAGAUCAAGGCGCUAGAGGCAAAAAAAUAUGGAAAGCGCGAUAGUGAUGCAAGUGCCACCGAAGAGAAAAAGCCAGUUUUUGUUGUUCAUAAUGUCAGUGAUAUUUCCACUACAGAUUCAGACGAAGCUGCAUCUGAACUAAAACCGUCACUUGAGGAUUUUCGCGAUGAUGAGAUUCUUGGGAUUAAUGAAAAAAAAUUGUCUCAAAAGACCGAUUCCGAAGCGGAGUCAGUUGAAGAUGAAGAGGAAAAGGGGUCUGAUGAAGAGGAAGAGUCUGAUAAGGAGGAAGAGUCUGAUGAAGAGGAAGAGUGUGAUGAAGAAGAAGAGUGUAAUGAGGAGGAAGAGUGUUCUAAGAAAUGGGAAUCUGAUGAUUCCGAUUCCGAGUGA
Papaver somniferum (opium poppy) is the source of this 537-nucleotide messenger RNA. RefSeq names its product DNA polymerase epsilon subunit 3-like. The record is from RefSeq and is a predicted model, not a curated record. The coding region runs from base 1 to 537 and encodes 178 amino acids. Lineage: Eukaryota; Viridiplantae; Streptophyta; Magnoliopsida; Ranunculales; Papaveraceae. The transcript is spliced from 2 exons.